AUGCAUUCCGUGAGGAAAGUAGCUGUCAUUGGCGCAGGACCAUCUGGCCUCGCUGCCGUCAAAUAUUUGCUGGCUGAGCGGCAUUUUGAACGAAUUGACGUCUUUGAACAAAGAAGCUCUGUGGGAGGAGCUUGGAACUAUAGUCCAGACACUUUGAAAACACCAUUGUCAACCACUGUCCCGCAGUUGAACCCCCAUGAAGCCCUCGAGAAGCCAACAUGGAUCGGCCAAGUCGACAGUCGGCGGGAAGCCAACUUUGUAUCGCCUAUCUACGAUCGAUUGGAAACCAAUCUUCCAAAGGAUCUGAUGCGUUACUCCGAUCAAGCAUGGCCGGCAGACACGCAACUCUUCCCCAAGCACCCGACGGUCAAGCAAUACCUCGAAGAAUAUGCCGAGGAGAUCAGGAACCAUAUUCAGUUCGAGACUCAGGUUGUCGAUGUAAGCUUUCAAUCUGCGGGACCGGAGAACUGGAUCAUUACGACAAGGAACCUCCAAACACGAAACGAUACUGUCGGCACUUAUGAUGCUGUGGUGGUUGCGAGUGGUCAUUUCACCGUCCCACAUGUCCCGGACAUCGCAGGAAUACAAGCUUGGAACUUAUCCUAUCCUGGGGCAAUCUCUCACUCCAAAUUUUACGAUUCCCCGGAAUCCUUCCGAGGGAAGAAAGUUGUCGUGGUAGGAAGCUCAGCUUCAGCCCUCGACAUUGGCGCGCAGAUCAACGAGUUUAGUAAAGGUCAACUUUUGGUCUCUCAAAGAACAGAGUCAUGGAUGGCUGCCGCUUCGACAGAUGAGAAAAUCACUUGUCCAGAGAUCGCCGAGUUUCUUCCCUCGGCAACCCAUGACCGAGGCGUACGAUUUGUGGAUGGCCAUAUUGAGGAGCACAUUGAUUCGGUUGUCUUCUGCACUGGGUACUUCUACUCGUAUCCUUUCCUGUCGUCCCUCAACCCACCGGCUGUUACACACGGAUGGCGAACUAUGAAUGUUUACCAACAAUUGUUCUAUAUUGAAAAUCCUACGCUCGUCUUCCCUGUGCUUUCCCAGCGGGUGAUUCCAUUCCCAAUGGCAGAGAACCAUGCCGCUCUCUUCUCUCGAGUUUGGUCGGGCCGGCUCACACUACCACCCAAAGAAGAGAUGAAGGCAUGGGAGGAGGCCGAAAUUGAAGCCAAAGGAGAUGGAAAAAACUUCCAUUUACUUCCAUACCCAAUGGAUGCCGACUAUCUUAACCUUCUCUACGAUUGGGCAGCCAAGGCCACACCGCGACCUGGGCUCCCUAACAACGGGCAAGGUAAACUUGGUACUCGGUGGGGUGAGCGGGAAAGGUGGAUGCGGGCGCUAUUCCCGGACAUUCGGCGUGCUUUUGUUCAGCGAGGCGAUGAGCGAAGCAAGGUCAAGACUUUGGCGGAAAUUGGCUUUGUAUUUGAAGAGUGGAAACAAGAGGGCAAACUAUAA
Molecule: messenger RNA, 1449 nt
Organism: Penicillium brevicompactum
Lineage: Eukaryota; Fungi; Ascomycota; Eurotiomycetes; Eurotiales; Aspergillaceae
Product: putative flavin dependent monooxygenase
Exons: 2
Coding region: 1-1449 (482 amino acids)
Molecular function (GO): flavin adenine dinucleotide binding; NADP binding; N,N-dimethylaniline monooxygenase activity
Source: RefSeq, a predicted model, not a curated record